Molecule: messenger RNA, 1325 nt
Organism: Microdochium trichocladiopsis
Lineage: Eukaryota; Fungi; Ascomycota; Sordariomycetes; Xylariales; Microdochiaceae
Product: putative phosphoribosylaminoimidazole-succinocarboxamide synthase
Exons: 1
Coding region: 349-1284 (311 amino acids)
Biological process (GO): 'de novo' IMP biosynthetic process
Cellular component (GO): cytoplasm
Molecular function (GO): phosphoribosylaminoimidazolesuccinocarboxamide synthase activity
Source: RefSeq, a predicted model, not a curated record
CUCAAAGGGUUCGUCAACAACAGGAGCGGAGAUCAUCGGCCCAAGCCUGACCCGUCGAGAUGCGGCAUCCACAAGUGGGUGCCGAUUGGCUCCGAUGCACGGCGCUCCGGCUGCCGGGCGGAAAGAAACCUCGAACUUUUUUUCACCUGUCCCGCGCCGACGACGACGAGCAUCCGCAAACGCCCCGAGCCAGGCCCAAAGCAACCACGAACAACGCACCUGGAAGCGCGAGAACCAGCAGUCGCCGGAGACCCUUCUCAGUUGGCAACAGCCCCGUCUCGCCCUCAAUUGCAAUAACCGACGACACGUAUCGGCAUCAGUCCGUGCUCUACUAGUUACCCCGCCACGAUGACUUCGAACGCCGUGACGAGCAUUGACCUGACGUCACUGCGCCGGCUCGCGUCCGGCAAGGUGCGCGACCUGUACGAGGUCGACGACGAGACGCUGCUCUUUGUCACGACGGACCGCAUCUCGGCGUACGAUGUCGUCAUGAAGAACGGCAUCCCGGACAAGGGCCUGCUGCUGACCUUCCUGUCGGUGCACUGGUUCAAGGUCCUCGCCGACAAGAUCCCCGGGCUCAAGACCCACUUCCUCUCGACGACGCUGCCGGCCUCGUCGUCGUCCAUCUCGCCCGAGGACGCGGCCACCAUCAAGGGCCGCAGCAUGCACGUCCGCAAGCUCAAGGUGUUCCCCGUCGAGGCCAUCGUGCGCGGCUACGUGACGGGCUCCGCGUGGAAGGAGUACCAGGCCAAGGGCACGGUCCACGGCAUCAAGCUGCCCGCCGGCCUGCGCGAGUGCGACGCCAUCCCCGGGGGGCCCAUCUACACGCCCAGCACCAAGGCGCCCCUCGGCCAGCACGACGAGAACAUCCACCCGGACGAGGCGGCCAAGCUGGUCGGCGACAAGUACGCCAAGACGAUCGAGGACCUCGCGCUGCGCGUCUUCCGCGCGGGCCAGGAGUACGCGGCCGAGCGCGGCAUCAUCAUUGCCGACACCAAGUUCGAGUUUGCACUCGACGACAAGACGGACGAGGUCGUGCUCGUCGACGAGGUGCUCACCUCGGACUCGUCCCGCAUGUGGCCCAAGGACAAGUACGAGCCCGGGCGCGACCAGGAGAGCUUCGACAAGCAGUUCCUGCGCAACUGGCUCACAAAGGAGGGCCUCAAGGGCAAGCCCGACGUCACGGUUCCAGAGGACAUUGCCAAGGCGACGAGCGACAAGUACAGGGAGGUGUUUGAGCGACUGACGGGUCAGACGCUCGAGCAGGCCAUGCAGUCUCUUUAGUGAGCUUGAGGUGUUGCUCUCAAGCGAGGCGCCGGGGGGGG